CUCCAACAACGAUGGGUUGAAAUGGCCACCAUCAAACCCAUUGAGGGCCGCUCCGUCCAUCAAAUCCAAUCCGGCCAAGUCAUCGUCGACCUCUGCUCCGUCGCCAAAGAGCUCGUAGAAAACAGCGUCGACGCAGGCGCAACCUCCAUCGAGGUCCGCUUCAAAAACCACGGCCUCGAUGCCAUCGAAGUACAAGACAACGGCGCUGGCAUCGCGGCCGCCGACUUCGAUACACUAGCUCUCAAGCACUAUACCUCCAAACUCUCCACCUACUCUGACCUCACCUCCCUCUCGACCUUCGGCUUCCGCGGCGAAGCACUCUCCUCCCUAUGCGCGCUUUCAAAGUUCCACGUCGUGACCGCGCGGGCGGACGACGGUCCGAAAGGCACGAAGCUUGAGUUCGAGCAGUCUGGGAAACUGAAAGGGACGUCCGUGGUCGCUGCCAAACAAGGCACGAUUGUCGUGGUGGAGCAAUUAUUCUACAACCUCCCGGUGCGGAGAAAGGAGCUGGAGAAGACGGUUAAGCGGGAGUAUGGCAAGGUGCUUCAACUGCUGAACGCGUACGCGUGCAUAAGCACGGGGGUCAAGUUUUCCGUGAGCAACCAGCUGCCGAAGGGGAAGAAGACGGUCGCAUUCGCCACGCAAUCAAACCAGCACACGAGGGACAACCUCGCGAAUGUGUACGGUGCGAAGACGCUGAUGGCGCUGAUACCCCUAGACUUGACGUUCGAGAUGGAUUCGUCUGCUAAGCCGGCGGCAGCGAUGCAAAGCGCCCGGAACUGGAGCACGCAGGACGACGGGUCGAAGACGGUGAAGAUUGCGGGGCAUAUAUCGAGGCCGGUUGUGGGUGAGGGGAGGCAGACGCCUGAUCGGCAAAUGUUUUUUGUGAAUUCGAGGCCGUGUGCGCUACCGCAGGUGGCGAAGGCGUUUAAUGAGGUGUAUAAGUCGUAUAACAUCACGCAGUCGCCGUUCAUCUUUGCGGACUUGAAGCUCGAUACUAAUGCGUACGACGUCAAUGUAUCGCCGGAUAAGAGAACGAUUCUGCUACACGAUCAGACGGCGUUGCUUGAGAGUCUGAAGAACGCGCUGUUUGAGUUGUUCCAGGGGCAUGAUCAGAGUGUGCCGCAGGCUCAGCUCGCGGAUCGUAGACUCCCUGUUUUCAGGGCUCCGAGUAUACGAACGCAAGUGAGUACUAGCUCGGCCGUCGAGGAACCGGAGGAGGAGGCUGCGAGCGAGCCAGUGCAGGAUGAUCGUAGACGACAAUCACCAAGUGCUACCCCUGAACCCCCAGCUCGAGAGAAGUCUCAUCUGCCGGGGUUCGUGAAAGCGAGCUUAAUAGAGAGGUUUGCGGAAAGGGACACAAAGGAGCAAGCGGAAUCACAUAAGCCUAGAGCUAGGAAGAGCCCGACAGCAGAGGAGGGUGAAUCACUGUUUGUGCCGGAGGACCGAUCUGAAGAUGGAUUUGAUGCACAACAAGAAGAAGACGAUGUCGCCGACAGCAACGCCAGACCACCACAAACACUAUCAAAAGCCGUACAAGACUUCAACGCCCGCCUAGCCUCCCAACACGCGAAGCGCAUGGCACAAGAACGCUCCUCCUCCCCACCCCAACGACCCCAUAAAAACACCCACGCCCACGGAAAAGACCCCUCUUCUUCCGAAGAAGAAGAGCAAAUCCCGGCCGUCAAACAUACCCCGCAAACCCGAUUCUCCCAAAGCACGAUCCAGAACGCCUUCGAUCGCAUGCGUCCCAUGAGGACGCCCGUCCAGCAGGCCACCAUUACAGUCGGCGACAAGACGACGGUGUCUACGAUUGGGAGUUCGUCGAGGGCGUCGAAGAGGGCGAGGAUUCACACGCCGAGGUUUUCGCUGGACGGCGAGCCGCUCAGUCAGACGCCGAAGAGGUCGGUUAUGGGGAGUUUGAGGGGGUUUGCGGCGCCGGGGACGCAGGUUGAGGGGAGUGAUGAUGAUGAGGAGGAAGAGGGGGAGAAUGAGGAGAAUGGGGAAGAAGAGCAAGAUGGAGGAGAGGGAGAUCAGGACAGUAGUAUGCCUGAUGCGUCUGCUGAGCGCUCUCCGUCUCCUUUGAAACGGCAGAUGUCGAACGGUGAAAUGGAUGUUGAUAGUGAUCCGCCGAUAGCGCCCGCCAUUGCUGCUCUUGUGACUGACCCAGCAUCGGACGAUGAGGGAGAAGGGGAAGACGAAGAAGAAGACGAGGAACCGGCAGUUGAGCAACAGGCUAAGGGCGACGACCCUCACGGAGAUUACAUUGAUGAUACGGAGAAGAAGGCUCGCGAAGAUGCCAAAGUGGCUCAGAUCAUUGCUGAAGCCGAAGAGGCAGCGGCGCGACCUUCCGAGCUGAACACGAAACGUGCUGCUAAACUGUUCCAUGCUUCGAGGAAGCAGUUCAAGACGCUGGGCAUGGUCAAGCCCGUACAGACAUCUACGGAUGAUAUCGAGCGUUUCUCAGACAGCCUCCGAUCGGCCAUCGAGGAUGCUGUAGCUGCCGCAUCGAAUGCAGAUGCACCUACCAGUGCCUACCUGGACGACUCGAACCCAGAAGAGCGCCUCUCUCUCACUGUCAUGAAGUCAGAUUUCAAUAGCAUGCGAAUCAUCGGACAAUUCAACCUCGGCUUCAUCCUCGCCGUACGACCCCCCUCCUCCACCUCCGCAACCGCCGACCUCUUCAUAAUCGACCAGCACGCCUCGGACGAGAAAUACAACUUCGAAUCCUUCUCCGCCAACACGAUCCUGACCUCCCAACGGCUCGUGCACCCUCACCCUCUCGAACUCACCGCCGUCGAAGAAGAAGUCAUCCUCGAAAACUCCCACGCCCUCUCCGCAAACGGCUUCGUCGUCUCUAUCGACACCACCGGCACCCACCCCGUCGGCAACCGCUCCAAACUCACCGCCCUCCCCAUGUCCAAAGAAGUCACCUUCACGCCCACCGACCUCGAAGAACUCCUCGCCCUCCUCCUCGACAACCCGGCCUCCAUGUCAACAACACAGUACGUCCCGCGGCCCAGCAAAGUCCGCAAGUUGCUCGCGAGCCGCGCGUGUAGAGCGAGCAUCAUGAUCGGCAAGACGCUGGACCGCAAGAAGAUGGAGAGGGUGGUGCGGCAUAUGGGCGAGAUGGAUAAGCCGUGGAGUUGUCCGCAUGGGAGGCCGACUAUGAGACAUCUUUAUGGGCUGGACGACUGGGUGCCGUGGAGGGAGGGGGAUGGGGUUGUGGGGAUUGAGGAGGAUGUGAGAGAGGGGAAGGGGUGGAAGGGGUUUUUGGAGGGGUUUAGGGCUGCGAGGGAAGGGUGA
Messenger RNA from Aaosphaeria arxii CBS 175.79, 3306 nucleotides. Its product is annotated as DNA mismatch repair protein MutL. Gene Ontology annotation, biological process: mismatch repair. Gene Ontology annotation, cellular component: MutLalpha complex. The transcript is spliced from 3 exons. Bases 22 to 3306 code for a protein of 1094 amino acids. Lineage: Eukaryota; Fungi; Ascomycota; Dothideomycetes; Pleosporales. The record is from RefSeq and is a predicted model, not a curated record. Gene Ontology annotation, molecular function: ATP binding; ATP hydrolysis activity; mismatched DNA binding.